GGUUAUUGGAUUUAUCAAUGCCGUGGAGUUCAUUCAGUUCCACAAUGUGAUAUUGUUCACUUUAAAAUAACGAUACAUUUUAUGACAAGCAAAAAUAUAUAAGCAAUUAUAAUUCAUGAUAAGAAAUACAAUGGGGGAGGAUAAUUACAUCGUGCAAAUUGAAAAUAAAUAUGAGUUCACAAGGACACGCGAAUCUAAAAUUAACAUAAUAUCGAUUUGUUUGUUCAUGUUAAGGGUAGGGCUUCGUGUCGUCAUAUGCACCACACCUUUGUCGCUUUAUGGGCUUGCUUUCCAAAUGGGAUGACUAAAGAGCUUUCAAAAUAAUUAAAGUUAGUUAACGACCGAGCGUAACAGCGUCGCUAUGUUAUUCUGUGCGGUUCUUAUAAAAUGCUUUUUUACAUUGGUCAUUGCAAAACGAAGUAGUAGUUAUGGCAGUGGCGUGGGGUAUCCACAUCAGACCCAUACAAAAUAUUCAAGUACCGGUGUAGGUCAAUCGACACGACAUUCGUAUCCUCAAAGUACAGGUUUAUCUGGUAACCGAGGUAGUGGUUACAACAGCUACCACAGAAGUGAGGUGCAUCAUCAUUACCACUACAAUCCACCUCAACAAAUAAAUUAUGGCUCGACAUCUCAUCCUGUGUACCACGGCAUACCUCCUGUUUACGUUUAUGAGUAUAGAGAUUCAGGAAGUCGCUUUGAUACCUUAUUAACCGGUCUCGCUUUAUACAAUUUGGGCAGAAUGAGCCAAAGUCAUAACAAUCACGAUUAUUAUAAUAGAGAUUAUAGAAGUUCACCAGGAGAGACUUGCAAAUUAGGAAUAAGUAAGAAUAAUGGUGAAUAUGAAGAGACUCGAAUCGAUUGUAAGUUGAUAUCUAGUUUUAUUUGGGAAGCUAAAGGAGAUACCCACAAUUCUGCAUCUAAAACCGUCACUACUGUCCAUUCGAGCAAUUUUACAAAAAUUGUUUCGGCAAAUGAAACUAAAGAAAUUAUUGUUUCUCAAGAUACCACUACAACCAAUGCCGUAGAUGUAAAAGGGCCGUCUAUAAAAGUUGUUGAUGGAAUGAGCUGCUUCAUGAUACGUAUAUCUAGAGACUCUGUUUUAAAAAGAAAAGUUGAUUGUGGAUUAUUGCAAACUUAUGCUACACGCUCUUUAUAUAGCCAUGCCAUUAAGUUAAAAAUUUCAUACUUUGUCGAAUUUGGGUGCUUACUAGCUUUAUAUUAUCUAAGAUUUGUAUUUUUUUAACUUUACAUUGAAAUAAAAUAUCUUUAUGAAAUUGCA
Messenger RNA from Zerene cesonia (dogface butterfly), 1279 nucleotides. RefSeq lists its product as uncharacterized. The transcript has a single exon. The record is from RefSeq and is a predicted model, not a curated record. Lineage: Eukaryota; Metazoa; Arthropoda; Insecta; Lepidoptera; Pieridae. The coding region runs from base 362 to 1243 and encodes 293 amino acids.